AUGGAAAAUACCAAAGAAGAACCAGGAGUUAACGGUGAAGCUCCAGUAAAGGAUGAACACAUCAAUCUUAAAGUUAAAAACCAAGGCGGUGGUGAAGUAUUUUUCAAAAUCAAGAGAUCAACACCUUUAAAGAAAUUAAUGGAAGCAUAUUGUCAAAGACAAGGUCUUAACUAUGCAAGUUGUCGUUUCUUAUUUGAUGGUGUUCGUGUCAAAGAAGACGCCACACCAAAUCAAUUAGGUAUGGAGAAUGAAGAUGUUUUAGAUUGUGCAUUAAUGCAAACUGGUGGUUCUUUCUAA
Molecule: messenger RNA, 297 nt
Organism: Dictyostelium discoideum AX4
Lineage: Eukaryota; Evosea; Eumycetozoa; Dictyosteliales; Dictyosteliaceae
Gene: sumo
Exons: 3
Coding region: 1-297 (98 amino acids)
Source: RefSeq, a predicted model, not a curated record